AUGCAAAAGUUGAAGUUGGAAGCUGAAGAGAGAGAGAAGGAACGGCAGGUUGAGAUGGAGAAACUGCAGUUAGAAGCUGAAAAGCGAUGUGAGGCGCAGGCUGAGUCGGCACGGGCGGAGGUGCAGGCUGAGGCUGCACGGGCGCUGGCGGAGGCGCAGGCUGAGGCUGCACGGGCGCUGGCGGAGGCGCAGGCUGAGGCUGCACGGGCGCUGGCGGAGGCGCAGGCUGAGGCUGCACGGGCGCUGGCGGAGACGCAGGCUGAGGCUGAACGGGCGCUGGCGGAGGCGCAUGCUGAGUCGACACAGGCGGAAACGCAGGCUCAGUCAGCUCGGGCUGAGGCGCAGGCUGAGUCGGCACGGGCUGAGGCUGCACGGGCGCUGGCGGAGGCGCAGGCUGAGUCGGCACGGGCGCUGGCGGAGGCGCAGGCUGAGUCGACACAGGCGGAGACGCAGGCUAAGGGGCUAAGGAGUAGUUUACGACCCAAAUCAUUGACUUUUUAG
Branchiostoma floridae (Florida lancelet) is the source of this 501-nucleotide messenger RNA. RefSeq names its product flagellar radial spoke protein 2-like. NCBI's taxonomy places the organism in Eukaryota, Metazoa, Chordata, Leptocardii, Amphioxiformes, Branchiostomatidae. The record is from RefSeq and is a predicted model, not a curated record. The transcript has 2 exons. Bases 1 to 501 code for a protein of 166 amino acids.